AUUUAGAAAUAAUUAAUAAAUCAUCAAUUUCACAAAGAUUUCGAAAUUUUACUAGUGGAUCAAAACAACUUGAUGAUUAUUUAAAAAGUACUCAAAAACUUAAUCAAGAAAAUCUUAUAAAUUUACCAUUAUUUUUUAUUCCGUAUAAUGAAUUUGAUGAUAUAAAAUUAUUAAAAAAAGGUGGUGAAGGUAUUAUUUAUAAAUCAGUAUGGAAAAUUGGUUUAAAUGGUUUGGAACCUGAAAUUGUUGCAUUAAAAACUUUAUUAAAUAAAUCUGAUAUGAAAAAAUUUAUAAAUGAAUUGGAUUUACAAACAAAACUUUUUAGUACUUAUAUUCCUUUAGUUUAUGGUGUUACUAAAGAUUUUAACAAUCAUUAUAUGAUUGUAAUGGAAUAUGCUAAAAAUGGUGAUUUAAGAAAUUAUCUUAUUAAUAAUUAUAAUAAUCUUAAUUUUGAAGAUAAAUUACGUAUAUUAAAAGAAAUUAUAUCUGCUAUAAGAGAUAUUCAUUCUAAUGGUUUAAUUCAUGGUGAUAUACAUCCUGGUAAUAUAUUAAGAAGUAAAAAUUCAUUCUAUGUAUCAGAUUUAGGUCUAUGUCAUCCAUAUACUGAGAAAAGAAACAGUAGGAUAAUUUAUGGUAUCCCUCCUUAUGUUGCUCCUGAAGUUUUUUUAAGUGAACAUUAUGGUCCUGAAGCUGAUAUUUAUGGUUUUAGUAUAAUUGCUUGGGAAAUUCUUAGUGGUAAAAAAGUUUAUGAUAAUUGUCCUUAUGAUUUUGAUUUAAUCCAAUCAAUUACGACUAAUAAUAAAAGACCUCCUCCAAUUAAUGGUACCCCUUUAGAAUUAUGGGAUUUAAUUCAAUCUUGUUGGGAUAAAGAUUAUACUAAAAGACCAAAAGCAAAAGAAAUAUAUACUACAUUGGUUAAAUGGUUAUUAUUUGAUAAAAUUUAUAUAACUUGGGAGAAUGAUUUAAAAAAUGGAAUUACUGAAAAUUUUAUUUAUAUAACAAAUGACUUUGAUGAUGAUUUCUUGAGUAUUGAUAAUAUUAAUAAUAGUAAUAAAGUUACUGGUUCAACACUUUCUAUUCAUGAUAGAAUUCUUACUGGUAAAACUACUAGUAGUAUAAUUAGCAAUAAUUCUUCUCCUGAAAAUGAUGAUUAUGUAUCAAUGCAAAUUGAUCUUGUCAUUCCCAAUAAUUUAAGUUAGUAAUUAUUUACGUAAAAAAUGUAAUAUAAUUAACUUGAAAUUUCCAUUAAAAUUUGCUU
This is a messenger RNA of Rhizophagus irregularis DAOM 181602=DAOM 197198, 1258 nucleotides long. RefSeq lists its product as uncharacterized. The record is from RefSeq and is a predicted model, not a curated record. Gene Ontology annotation, molecular function: ATP binding; protein kinase activity. Gene Ontology annotation, biological process: protein phosphorylation. NCBI's taxonomy places the organism in Eukaryota, Fungi, Glomeromycota, Glomeromycetes, Glomerales, Glomeraceae.